GGAAGCGUGCAUUUGACCUCUCUUCUCAAAGGCCACCUCCACAAGGACAGGCGGAGGCUCUCUCAGGGCCCUUUGAAGCCCGGCGCUCCCGGCUUGGGAUGGACCGAGAGAGACAGAGAGGAAGGAAGGACUAAAGAAGUGACGAGUUUUUACAAAAUCAGGUGUACAAGUGCGGGCCGCACGCUCACGAUGCCACGCUCCUUCCUGGUAAAGAGCAAGAAAGCUCACACCUACCACCAGCCCCGCAUCCAGGAAGAUGAACCGGUCUGGCCUGCUGCCUUUAGUCCUGGGACCAGGGGCCAGGUUCUGAGCAACGACCCUGUCCUCAGCACCCUGUUCCAAAACCAGUGCCUGGCCUGGACUGACCUCAAACGGGAGCCAGAGCUGGAGCUGGACCAGACCCUGACCAGGACGGCCUUGGUGCCAGAGGGCCCUGCUAUAAUGCCCCGAUCCCAGGACGGGGACUCCGACUCACCCCCGUUCUACAAGCCCAGCUUCUCCUGGGGUGCCCUGGCCUCAUCCUAUGGCCACAGCUACCGGCAGGCCCCCUCCACCAUGCAGUCUGCCUUCCUCGAGCGCUCCGUCAGCCUGUACGGCAGCCCUCUGGUGCCCAGCGCUGAGCCGCCCUUGGACUUCAGCCUCCACUGCUCCCCGGGCAUGGACGCGUACCACUGCAUCAAGUGCAACAAGGUGUUCUCCACGCCACACGGGCUCGAAGUGCACGUCCGCCGCUCCCACAGCGGGACCCGGCCCUUCGCCUGCGACGUCUGUGGCAAAACCUUCGGCCACGCCGUGAGCCUGGAGCAGCACACACACGUCCACUCGCAGGGGAUCCCGGCCGGGCCCGGUCCUGCGGCCAGCGUGGCAGUCCCGGGUCUCGAGGCCCCGCCUGCGCCUGACCCCCCGGGGCCUCGUUUCCUCCGGCAGGAGCGCAGCUUCGAGUGCCGGAUGUGCGGCAAAGCCUUCAAGCGUUCGUCCACUCUGUCCACGCACCUGCUCAUCCACUCGGACACGCGGCCUUACCCAUGCCAGUUCUGCGGCAAGCGCUUCCACCAGAAGUCGGACAUGAAGAAACACACCUACAUCCACACCGGUGAAAAGCCACACAAAUGCCAGGUGUGCGGAAAGGCUUUCAGCCAGAGCUCCAACCUCAUCACCCACAGCCGCAAGCACACCGGCUUCAAGCCCUUCAGCUGUGAGCUGUGCUCCAAAGGCUUCCAGCGCAAGGUAGACCUGCGGCGGCACCGGGAAAGCCAGCACAAUCUCAAGUGAGGCUGCCCUUGCCCCCGGCUCCCGGCCAGCCUGCCCUGGGGUCCCGCGACCUAGAGGGAAGCUGGCCCCAUGCACCCACACCCCCAGCCUCCUGGAGUUAGCACUGGAUGGGAAUCUCUCAGCUUGUUUUGAGACUCAUGAAAUUGCUGUGUGACCUCGAGCAAGUUGCUUGCCCUCUCUGGACCAACAUUUUCCUGCUGCAAAGUGUGGCGAGUGGGGUAGGGUCUUUUCUGAGCUGAAGUUACCUAGAGAUCUAAGAGCUUGGGUGCCUCCCCUGAGGCAGAGCUCAGAAGGCCAGCGUAGCCCCCUGUGGACAGGGGAUGCUGAGAAUAGACCGGAACUGGGAUCCGCAGAGAAGUCCUCCCCCUGCCCGCUGCCCUCUGUGUGGCGAUUUGGUUUUUAGUGGGCCUCUCCCUGGCUGCCACGGAUGGCCAGAGCUGUCCCCUGCCCCAGCGGGAGGCCCAACAUCCCUCUGCUUCCGGCAGAUGUGCUGGCUGCCCCCCCACACUUCUGACCGGCACUCAGCUGGCCAUGGGGGGUCCAGUUCUGCUUCGAGGCCAUGGGGCUGGAGAAACCAGCAGAUACUGCUACCAAAAGCCUGUCCCUCUCAACGGCUGUAAAUCAAAAUAAAGACAGAUUUAUUUACACUUGA
This is a messenger RNA of Hyaena hyaena (striped hyena), 1924 nucleotides long. It is a transcript of the gene GFI1B, whose product is annotated as growth factor independent 1B transcriptional repressor. The record is from RefSeq and is a predicted model, not a curated record. Lineage: Eukaryota; Metazoa; Chordata; Mammalia; Carnivora; Hyaenidae. Gene Ontology annotation, cellular component: nucleus. The coding region runs from base 190 to 1272 and encodes 360 amino acids. The transcript has 7 exons. Gene Ontology annotation, biological process: regulation of transcription by RNA polymerase II. Gene Ontology annotation, molecular function: RNA polymerase II cis-regulatory region sequence-specific DNA binding; DNA-binding transcription factor activity, RNA polymerase II-specific.